This is a messenger RNA of Pleurotus ostreatus (oyster mushroom), 918 nucleotides long. RefSeq lists its product as uncharacterized. The record is from RefSeq and is a predicted model, not a curated record. Lineage: Eukaryota; Fungi; Basidiomycota; Agaricomycetes; Agaricales; Pleurotaceae. Gene Ontology annotation, molecular function: carbon-oxygen lyase activity, acting on phosphates. The transcript has 4 exons. Bases 1 to 918 code for a protein of 305 amino acids.
AUGUCUCAAGAAAUUGCUCGUAUCGUGAACAACUUGCUGUCUCGUUGCGACCUCGCUCUCUCGAGCACGCCUGUCGACGAUGGGUUCCUCCAGCUAUGUCUCGAGGAUGCAGCUACUCGCGGCUGUCCCAUGGAGGCAUCUCCUGGGAUCCCUUCUUUUCGUCCGUGGAAUGUCAGCGGUGCCACAAUUGCGUAUAUUUCGUAUGGCCACUUGGAGAGCCUUCCAGCAAAACUAUUCAUCGCCCUAUACACAUCUCUCGCGGUGUACGCUGAGGAUGUCUAUACCGAUCAGCCCGACCUCGUGAACACCUUCAAUGCCAACUUCGUCACGCGCCAACCACAGCGAACAGCGAUAUUGCAAGCUUUGGACAAGUUACUAGGAGAAACGUCAAGACAUUUCGAUGCAGUUCAAGCCAACCUCAUCACGUCAAGCACUUUGAACUUUAUGACUUCGAUCGCCAUCGAACAUGGGGUCGACAAACUUGAUAUAACUCCUCAUGCAGAUAAGUUUCCCCUGUUCCUUCGGGGACUAUCUGGGAUUGCUUGUGCAUAUUGCCUGUUCACCUUCCCCAUGGAAAUCCACCUCAAUUAUUACAUUCAAGCUAUGCCGUCCAUGAUAGAUUAUAUCAACCAUAUGAACGACGUGCUAUCCUUUUACAAGGAAGAGGCCAACGGCGAGGAUUACAACUACAUAUCUAUUAUGUCGAAGCAUCGCGGCGUGCGGAAGAUAGAAACCCUAGAGCAACUUGCCAAUCUAGUUGCUUCAAGUUAUGAGGUGGCAAACAAUAUUUUACCCACUUCCAGCGCGGCCCACGUAGCUUGGGGAAGGUUUGCUCAGGGAUAUGUUAGCUACCAUGCAUCAUAUGCCCGAUAUAGAUUACACGAGGUGCUCCAGGUGACUCAGAACCUGACAUCGUAA